This is a messenger RNA of Cydia fagiglandana, 699 nucleotides long. RefSeq lists its product as uncharacterized. Lineage: Eukaryota; Metazoa; Arthropoda; Insecta; Lepidoptera; Tortricidae. The transcript is spliced from 4 exons. The record is from RefSeq and is a predicted model, not a curated record. The coding region runs from base 142 to 699 and encodes 185 amino acids.
UCAGCAUAAAAUAAAAAUGUGCUACGAUUAAGUAACGUUUGUCUUGUUUUGUCGCUUUAGCUACGUGAAGGAACAUUCCUGGCAAAAGCUGUUGCUUAGCGUUAGUUGUGAUGUAGUUAUCUAUACUGAAGUGUAGUUAGCAUGUCUGCGCAAGCGCCGGGCGUGAAGCAGGAGCCUGGUGACCUUGACCAGGGCGCGGCGUGCGUGAGGGAUUUGCCAACAUCGCUGGUCCCGGACGAAGUGCACAUUAAAGACGAUACAGAGCUCAAAACCAAAGAAGCAGAAGUAGAUGAAAAGCUGACAUGUGAAGAAAGUCAAAAGCCAUGCGUAAGCGAGGCAGACAUAGUGUCCAACCUGUUCACGGACCAUGGCGUGCAGGACAAGCCCAUACUGGAACCAAAACAUGUGCAGGCACGGGAAACGGCUUACAAACUUAAUGGAGCAGCCGUAAAGGAAGAACGGCAGGAGCUGAAAAACUGCACUGUAAGGCUGGAGCGCAUUGAUAAACUUGUCCACAUGUGUCCCGUCACAAUGGACCAUAACACGAUUUCCCCAACAUGUGUUAAGAAGGAAACUGGCAUGAAGACUGAAACACUGGACAGCUGCUACCAACCACGCUGCAGCGGGGAAGCGAGAACGCCUGCUAAGAGACUGCUACGUGAGGCUCGAACGCCUCCAACACCACGAGGCGCUGCUUAG